Molecule: messenger RNA, 810 nt
Organism: Hippopotamus amphibius kiboko
Lineage: Eukaryota; Metazoa; Chordata; Mammalia; Artiodactyla; Hippopotamidae
Product: toll-like receptor 2
Exons: 3
Coding region: 1-810 (269 amino acids)
Biological process (GO): toll-like receptor signaling pathway; immune response; inflammatory response
Cellular component (GO): membrane
Molecular function (GO): transmembrane signaling receptor activity; triacyl lipopeptide binding
Source: RefSeq, a predicted model, not a curated record
AUGUUGAAGGCCCUCCCAGAUGCUUCCUUCUUCUUUGAAAGUAAGCAGGAAAAUAAAACUUUCUCUAAGGAGCAACUUGAUUCUUUUCAAAAACUGAAGACGUUGGAAGCUGGUGGCAACAAGCUCAUUUGCUCCUGUGACUUCCUGUCUUUCACGCAGGGGCAGUGGGUACUGGCCCAGCUCCUGACCGACUGGCCAGAAGACUACCUGUGUGACUCUCCCUCCCACGUGCGGGGCCAGCGGGUGCAGGACACCCGGCUCUCACUUUCUGAAUGCCACCAGGCCGCCAUGGUGUCUGCCGUGUGCUGUGCCCUUCUCCUGUUGCUCCUGCUCACGGGGGUCCUGUGCCACCGUUUCCACGGACUGUGGUACCUGAGGAUGCUGUGGGCCUGGUUGCAGGCCAAGAGGAAGCCCAGGAAGGCUCCCCGCAGGGACAUCUGCUAUGACGCCUUUGUGUCCUACAGUGAACGGGAUUCCUACUGGGUGGAGGACCUCAUGGUCCAGGAGCUGGAGCACUUCGACCCGCCCUUUAAGUUGUGCCUUCAUAAGCGGGACUUCAUUCCCGGCAAGUGGAUCAUUGACAACAUCAUUGACUCCAUCGAAAAGAGCCACAAGACCAUCUUUGUGCUUUCUGAGAACUUUGUGAAGAGUGAGUGGUGCAAGUACGAGCUGGACUUCUCCCAUUUUCGUCUCUUUGAUGAGAACGAUGAUGCUGUCGUUCUCAUUCUGAUGGAGCCUCCCAUUGAGAAAAAGGCCAUUCCCGGCAGGAAGGAUCUGAGUUUAAGAAUAAUUCUAAUUAAGGUUGCCUGA